GGCCGUCAUGGCUGUCGGUUUUGUGUUAGAACUCGAACCCCUUUCACAACUUGGCACUUGACAUUUCGAGGAUACAGCUCACGACGACGAAGACCUCUCGUCUUCUGCAAAGCGACGACAAAUAAUACGCAAAAUAAUCUGUUCUAAUCGAAAACCAGACCAUACCGGUAACCCCUGUUUCGCUCAUCCCUAACUUCCGACAACUUUCACCAUGUCUGAAGCCUACGAACGAGAGCGCCAGAACAAUGCCCGCCUAGAUGAGCUCUCAGCAAAGGUCUCCGCCCUUCGCGGUGUGACAGUCGACAUUUACGAUAACGCCCGAGCCCAGGAUGUCAUCGACAACACCUCCGAUACCUUCUCUUCCAUGACCACACAGAUGAAGGGCUCCGCUGGCCGCUUAACUCGCAUGGCUGCAUCAGGCAACCGUGUCGCUAUCCUCAAGUUGUCGGGAAUCGUUAUUGGCGUUUUCUUGGUGUUAUUCUACGGUGCAAAAUUGUUGUUCUAAGAGCCUUGACACAGGUAUAAGCUGGACAGGGAACGAUCAUAAUACAAGGUGGCCGUUUGGUAGGGAAGACGGACGUUUAAGGUGGUAUACACAGAUGGUCAAGGGCAUCCAAGUGUACACAGCUAAAAGGCUAAGGAGUUGUGUCCCAUGAUUUUUACUGUUUUGGCAGCGUUGGGUCGGCGUUAUUUGAAUACACUCACAUUGCUUCAUCACUCGAAUCAAUA
This is a messenger RNA of Fusarium redolens, 729 nucleotides long. RefSeq lists its product as uncharacterized. The coding region runs from base 212 to 505 and encodes 97 amino acids. The transcript has 2 exons. NCBI's taxonomy places the organism in Eukaryota, Fungi, Ascomycota, Sordariomycetes, Hypocreales, Nectriaceae. The record is from RefSeq and is a predicted model, not a curated record. Gene Ontology annotation, biological process: intra-Golgi vesicle-mediated transport.